This is a messenger RNA of Hypanus sabinus (Atlantic stingray), 5278 nucleotides long. RefSeq lists its product as uncharacterized. The coding region runs from base 45 to 1433 and encodes 462 amino acids. The transcript has 10 exons. NCBI's taxonomy places the organism in Eukaryota, Metazoa, Chordata, Chondrichthyes, Myliobatiformes, Dasyatidae. The record is from RefSeq and is a predicted model, not a curated record.
CUUUAAUUUGGUUUUGUAUUGUUACAGGGAGUGACGGAAGUGAGAUGGGUGGAAACUCCAGUCAACCCAAGAAUGCCGGCGCGACGGCUAAGCAAGGUGUUCAGUCCUCAGGUACCAGUGAACAUGUGGAGGCUCAACCGCUUAAACCUUCAAGAAGCAGUGCAGUAGAAGAAAGUCCAGUUCGGCACCGCAGGCGUCCUCGACGUCGUCGAAGAAGACCCACAUUGCCUGAAUACAUAAAGAGCCACAUUCUCAUAUUUGCAGGGGCUGAUACAAGUGAAAUGGGUGGAGACUCCAAUCAACCGCAGUCUGCCAGCGCGUCGUCUGAGCAACGAAUUCAGAGCUCAAAUUUCAGUCCCGAUCAAUUGAUUGACGAUUUGCUUGUCGGUCCAUGCAAACUGCUUUCUGAGCAACAGACUGGCAUAAUCUUGUUUGGUUCCUCGAAAGAGGACAGCGAUCUUGAACAGUCAAUUAGCAGUGAAGCAGAAGAAGGUGUAGUUCCGCCCACCAGGCCUCUUCAGUGUCGUACAAGAAGACGCAGACUUUCUGAAGACGGUUUGAUGCUCAGUCGCCAAUUUGCAGGGGCUGAUACAAGUGAAAUGGGUGGAGACUCCAAUCAACCGCAGUCUGCCAGCGCGUCGUCUGAGCAACGAAUUCAGAGCUCAAAUUUCAGUCCCGAUCAAUUGAUUGACGAUUUGCUUGUCGGUCCAUGCAAACUGCUUUCUGUGCAACAGACUGGCAUAAUCUUGUUUGGUUCCUCGAAAGAGGACAGCGAUCUUGAACAGUCAAUUAGCAGUGAAGCAGAAGAAGGUGUAGUUCCGCCCACCAGGCCUCUUCAGUGUCGUACAAGAAGACGCAGACUUUCUGAAGACGGUUUGGUACUCAGUCGCCAAUUUGCAGGGGCUGAUACAAGUGAAAUGGGUGGAGACUCCAAUCAACCGCAGUCUGCCAGCGCGUCGUCUGAGCAACGAAUUCAGAGCUCAAAUUUCAGUCCCGAUCAAUUGAUUGACGAUUUGCUUGUCGGUCCAUGCAAACUGCUUUCUGUGCAACAGACUGGCAUAAUCUUGUUUGGUUCCUCGAAAGAGGACAGCGAUCUUGAACAGUCAAUUAGCAGUGAAGCAGAAGAAGGUGUAGUUCCGCCCACCAGGCCUCUUCAGUGUCGUACAAGAAGACGCAGACUUUCUGAAGACGGUUUGAUACUCAGUCGCCAAUUUGCAGGGGCUGAUACAAGUGAAAUGGGUGGAGACUCCAAUCAACCGCAGUCUGCCAGCGCGUCGUCUGAGCAACGAAUUCAGAGCUCAAUUUUCAGUUCCGAUCAAUUGAUUGACGAUUGGCUUGUAGGUCCGAGCAAACUGCUUUCUGAGGGCACAACCAGAACAUGUGUCAAAGAAGCUACUUCAGAAUUACAUCUAUCACAAACAGGGUUUAUAUGACGGUAAAAACGUGCUAACUUAUCUUUGGACAUAUGAGCCCUAUGAACCACCUUAAAUUGUAUCAAAGCAUGUCUGGCACACAUUAAUGAAGUAUUAACUAGUUUAAGAAUUUUCUCCCAUUCCUCUGUAGAUAAAGAUGUUUGAAGUUCUCUUUCCCACUUUUAUCAGAAGUACCUAGACGUAUUUUCAUAAUCAAAUCAUAAAUAAUUGCUAUUAAACUCUACUGAAAGCUAAAAAAAACGAGGAUCUCUAAUUAUUGGUAAAUAUGGCAGCCAAGGGUGUAUGACAUAACAGUUUAAUCUAAGAUAUAAAUUUUCAACUGAAAUUAAAUUUCUGAAGUAUAUUAAAUAAUAUUCCCAUUCAAGUCUAUGAAAUGCCUUCUCGGCGUCAAGCAAAAUAACACAUUCUGAAGUAUUAGAUGAAGUCGUAUAUACAAUGUUCAUUAACAUCCUAACGUUAAAAUGUGAAUAACGAUUUUUAAUAAAUCCUGUCUGAUCCUCAGAAAUAAUCUGAGGCAAUACCUUCAUAAUCUAAUGCUAAUAAUUUGGAAAAGAUUUUAGAAUCCUCAUUCAACAAAGAUGUAGGCCUGUAUGGUGUACUUUCAGUGGGAUGUUUAUCUUUUUUAGGAAUUAAGGAAAUUGAUGCUUCAUAAAAGGAUUGUGGUAAUUUACCUACUAAUAAAGCAUCUUUAAAAGAUUUACAUAACCAGGGAGAGUAAAUCUGGAAAAGUCUUAAAACUUCAGCUAUAGUAUAAUGGGUGCAUCUAAUACCAAACGUUCAUCAACUGGUAAUUCCGGAAAACUUAGUUUCCUUAAAAAUACAUUCAGUAUAGUAGUAUCAUCAGGAAAUUCUGAUUGAUAUAAAUUAGUGUAAAAUUGUUAUAUAAAAGAUUUGUUAAUUUCAUCAUGAUUAACCGUCAAAACACCAACCCGUCUACGAAGUUUAUUAAUCUGACGUUUUGCCAAAGCUGCUUUUCAGUUGAAUAGCUAACAAUUUAUUUGAUUUAUCACCAUGUAUAUAGAAUUGACUCCUAGAUUUAAGUAAUUGGUUUUCAAUCGGCGAUGUUAAUAACAAACUAUGUUGCAUCUGAAGUUCAACUCUCUCUUUAUAAAGCUCCAAAUUGGGAGCAAUAGAAUUUUUUUGACAAUAUCUUUAAUCUUAUCAGUCAAUACACGUUAAUACACUAUUAAUUCAUUUUUUUUUAAUCCAGUGGAAUAUGAAGUAAUUUGUCCACGGAUAUAUGCUUUAAAGGUAUCCCAUUAUAUCCCACUGGAAAUUUCUUCAGUUGAAUUAGAUGAAAAGUAAAAUGCAAUCUGUUCUUUAAUAAAAUUAACAAAAUUUAUAUCCUGAAGCAAAAUAGAGUUGAACCGCCAUUGUCUAGUACUAGAAGUUACAUCACUAAAUUUAAUUUAUAAUUUCAAAGGCGCAUGGUCAGAAAUGGCGAUUGCAUCAUACUGACAAUGACGGAUGAAAGUAAACGAGAGUCAAUAAAAUAGCAUUCGAUUCUAGAGUACUUGUGAUAAACAUGCAAAAAAAGGAGAAUUCUUUAUCAUUGGCAAUGUAGAAACCUCCAAAUUUCUAAAAUUCCAGUGUCAGCUAAGAAGGAAUUAAUAAAAGUUGCAGAUUUAUUUGAAGGUACCUAAUUGGGUGCAGACCUAUCCAACAUCGGGUUCAAACAACAAUUAAAAUCUCCGCCCAUUAUUAACCUAUAUUCAUUUAGAUUGGGAAAUGAUAUAAAUAGCUGCCUAAGAAAUUAGCCAUUAGUGCAUAAACAUUAGCCAAAACUACUUUUUGUUUAUAAAGUAAACCAGUAAUUAGUAGAAAUCUACCAUAUGGUUCUGAAAUUAUGUCAUAAUGUAUGAAUGGGAUCGAAGGGUCUAUAAAAAUUGAAAUACCCUUCAUUUGGUAGAAGAACUAGAGUGAAUCUGUUGGCCUUUCCAACCUUAAAAAAUGGCUGAUUAUCCUCCUUCUUCACAUGAGUCUCCUGUGCAAACAUAAUCUGAGCAUUUAAUCUAUGAAAAACCUUAUAAAAUCUUCUUCCGUUUAAUUGGCUGAUUCAAACCAUUUGUGUUCCACGAAACAGAAUUAACAAUCUUAUCCUUUCUCCUUAAAUAAACUAUAUGGUAUGUAAAUGGUUAACUAAGUUGCAUAGGAAGCUCAUGAACCAGGAAGAGGGAAAAAGGUUUAAAGAGGAACCGGAAGUUACGACAAUAGAGACAUUUCUGUAGUUUCAAAGCAGCCCAAAUGAAAUGAAAAACUGGAGUAACAGAAAACCCCGCCCCUCCCCAAAGCCAAGAAACCUCACAAAUAUGCAGCCUGAAAGCUAUCUGAGACCCAACAAACCCCCCCCCCCCCCCCCAAUCUCUCUUCGUGGCAAGUCUGCAAAUUUUAAAAGAAAAAAAAGCUCACUCCCCAUAGCCAAAAUAUUACGAAAAGAUUGCCAAACACAGACUAAGUGAAAAAAAUACUUUGUAAACAAGGUCUUAAAAAUAAAACCGAGUACAUUCUUUACAGUAAUUAAUCACCAUGUAAAAGCCUUAAUAAUUUUCUAAAAUGAGCAAUUAAAAAUGAGAGUAAAAUCAUAAAUGAAAAGAAUGAAAACUUUAAUGUGAAACAGACAUGAACCCAAACAAAAUAUCCAAAACAUCAGCCCAAGGACACGGUUUCACGAACUAAAAUGUCCGACUCUAUAAGCUAAUUAUUAACUAACAAACCCGAGGUAUACAGAUGUAUAGAAACGGAAAAUUGAUUAAACAUCCGAUCUCUCUUCGAGAAAUUGUUCUGCAUCUUCCACUGAUUUGAAACAUUUAAAUGUUUUAUCAGGUAAGACUACUUUUAAGCGGGUGGGGUGCAGCAGAGCUGGCCGAAGAUUCCUUUGAUAACAUUGCAACAUGACUUCUUUAAAAUGCACUCUUUCUUGCAUUACCUCGGGGCAAUAAUCUUGAACUAAACAAAACUUGAGAUUCUGCUAUUCAAUAAUUCCUUUACGACGAGCAAUUCGAAUUAAGCGCUUCUUCGCACUCACGUAGUGAAACCGCAGAAUAACAUGACGUGGUAUUAACUCUUUCAAUGGUUUAGAUUUUAACGAUCUGUGCGGUCUAUCGAGUAUCAUGGGUGACUUAAAAACCUCCGAUCCAAAAGCAUCCAUUAAGAAUUUAGAGAAAAAUUCAGUAAGGUCCCCGCUCUUGUCGUAUUCAUUGAGACCAAUUAUUCGCAAAUUCUGUCAGCGACUGCGACUCUCCAAAUCGAUAACCUUAGCUUUAUACUGCUCCAGUGUACGAGUAGUCGAAUUUAAUUUCCUUUCAAAAGAGCUCUUUCUGGAUUUCCUCUGUUUCCCAGCUUCAGUAAGCUCGCUGACUUGCUGACGUAUUGUGUUCUCUUCUUCGAGUGCUUUCAAUUUGCCUUUAUUCUCCUUCAGCAUUAUUUCCAACGCAGCGAAUCUUUUAUCAAGUUUUUCCAUCCAGUUUUUCAUCCAGUCCAGCGAAUCUUUUAUCCAGUAAGUUUGAAAUAGCUUGUAAAGUAAGUUGAGGCUAUGUUGGUUGGUCUUUCUUCCCAGUUCCAUUACCGUUUUUUUUUUGCCUUUGGCUAAUGCCUUUCUUGUUCUGGAAGUCAUUUCUGUCAAUUAAACCAAAUUUCAAACAUAUAAAGAUGUUAAACUCACUUUGCUACAUAUAAUAAAGGGGAGAUUAGUACAUUGAAAAAGGAUCAGAGCAGAGCCAAAAAUGCGACCUACUCCAUUUAGCGCCACCAAGAGUCUCAUUAAAAUAUGUAUUCUGAACAUUUAUCCAAAGGACUUUGUAAACACCAAAAAUGUAAGGUCUCUGCUUAAUACUUUUUUGUUUUUU